CACAGAAGAGCAGCGCAAAUACUGAAAUAAUCUCUAGAGAUGUUCUGCAGAUAUUUUUGCUUCUUCAGUCUGUGGCUUUUCCUCCCAACCCAAAGGAGGUGCUUGCUGGGUCAUGUAUCCAACCCAGGCAGCAGUGACACGACAUCCCUCCCUGGAUUUGAGAACCUCACCGUGGGAUACAACAAAUAUCUCAGGCCCUACUUUGGUGGAGAACCUGUUCAAAUCGCAAUGAGCCUGGACAUUGCCAGUAUUUCUAGUAUAUCUGAGAGUGACAUGGAUUAUACAGCUACUAUAUAUUUGCGGCAGCGCUGGACAGAUCCCCGGUUAGUCUUUCAUGGUAACAAGAGCUUCACGCUGGAUGCCCGUCUAGUGGAAUUGCUCUGGGUACCAGACACGUACAUCGUGGAGUCAAAAAGGUCCUUCCUGCAUGAUGUCACUGUGGGCAACCGCCUCAUAAGAUUGUUCUCUAACGGUACCAUCCUGUAUGCCUUAAGAAUCACUACUACUGUUGCUUGUAACAUGGACCUGUCAAAAUAUCCUAUGGACACACAAACAUGCAAACUGCAGUUAGAGAGCUGGGGAUAUGAUGAAAAUGAUGUCAUCUUUACAUGGCUGAGAGGAAACGACUCUGUCCAUGGCAUAGAAAGGCUGCGGCUCUCUCAGUACACAGUGGAACGUUACUACACCCUGGUCUCGAAGUCACAGCAGGAGACGGGCAGUUACCCACGACUGAUCCUGCAGUUUGAGCUGAGAAGAAACAUCCUUUAUUUCAUUUUGGAGACCUAUGUGCCAUCUACUCUGCUUGUCAUGUUGUCCUGGGUUUCUUUUUGGAUCACCCUGGAUUCAGUGCCUGCCCGGACCUGCAUUGGUGUAACAACAGUGCUUUCCAUGACAACUCUGAUGAUCGGCUCACGAAGUUCACUCUCAAAAACCAACUGCUUCAUUAAGGCCAUUGAUGUUUACCUUGGCAUCUGCUUCAGCUUCAUCUUUGGUGCCCUCGUGGAAUAUGCAGUGGCUCACUACAGCUCCUCACAGAAAUGUACAGCUAAAACACCUCAGGAGGGGCCUGCAAAUGAACUUACUAAAGAAAUGGAAGAAGUCAACAUCGCUAACAUCUUCAACAGCUCCAUUGCCAGCUACAAACAGAAAAUCGGUUUUACAAGUAUUCAGAUUUCAAGUGACAAUAUUAACUGCAGUGACUUGACCAUGAAAACUCAUGAGAAAAUCAAACGUGUCUUGAGAAACAAAAUGCACAGAAUUAUCGGUUAUUUCACAAUUCAGAACCCCAGCAAUGUAGACCACUACUCCAAAUUGCUUUUUCCAUUGUUUUUUAUGUUGGUCAAUGUGUUUUAUUGGGCUUAUUAUUUAUAUUUUUAG
Molecule: messenger RNA, 1377 nt
Organism: Cygnus atratus (black swan)
Lineage: Eukaryota; Metazoa; Chordata; Aves; Anseriformes; Anatidae
Gene: GABRP
Product: gamma-aminobutyric acid type A receptor subunit pi
Exons: 9
Coding region: 40-1377 (445 amino acids)
Biological process (GO): signal transduction; nervous system process; regulation of membrane potential
Cellular component (GO): GABA-A receptor complex; synapse; neuron projection
Molecular function (GO): neurotransmitter receptor activity; extracellular ligand-gated monoatomic ion channel activity; GABA-A receptor activity
Source: RefSeq, a predicted model, not a curated record